AUGUGUCAUUGCUACUCCAACGAUCCACACGCCGUGAUGGACGACGCGAAUCGAUGUAAAAAUAAAAUGAACCAAGCCAGUGCGCUAAUCGACGGUUUGAGUGGCGAAAGGGUGCGUUGGACAAAUCAAUCGGCACUUUUCAAAGCCGAAACCGAAAGGCUGAUCGGUGACAUCGUCAUUCUCGUCGGAUUCCUCAGUUACUCGGGUCCGUUCAAUCAAGAGUUUAGGGUACUUCAGCAGCAGGUCUGGCUCAACGCACUUCUCAAUCUGAAAAUACCGGUCUCAAACGACAUUAACAUUACGGAUGCUUUAAUCGAUACAGCGACGAUUGGCGAAUGGAACUUGCAAGGUUUGCCAACGGACGAUCUGUCUAUUCAAAAUGGAAUUAUCGUUACACGAGCGGCGAGAUAUCCUUUGUUAAUAGAUCCGCAGAGUCAAGGAAAGAAUUGGGUAAAGAAUAUGGAAAAAGACAACCACUUAAUUGUUACCACACUAAACGAUAAGUAUUUCAGGAACUACAUAGAGGAUUCGGUCUCGCUAGGUUAUCCAAUGCUAAUCGAGGACGUAUUGGAGGAGCUCGAUCCUGUGUUGGAUAACGUGAUGGAGAAAAAUCACAUUAAAGUAGGCUCGAGCUACAAGGUCAAGGUUGGAGACAAAGAAGUUGAUUAUCAUCCGAGCUUCCGGCUUUAUAUCACUACAAAACUGGCGAAUCCCAAUUACAGUCCCGAAAUUUACGCGAGAGCGUCGAUCAUCGACUUUACCGUUACAAUGAAAGGUCUCGAAGACCAGUUAUUGGGAAGGGUGAUACUGACGGAAAAGAGGGAACUGGAAACCGAACGAACGAACUUGAUUAAGGACGUGACUGCGAACAAGAGGAAAAUGCUGGAACUGGAGGCUAACCUGUUGUAUAAGUUAACGACAACUCAGGGUUCGUUAGUUGAUGAUGAAUCCGUCUUGGAGGUGCUGAACGUGACCCAAAACACCGCCGCAGACGUGCGCGAGAAGCUGAACGUUGCUAAGGAGACUGAGACGAAAAUCAAUGCAGCUAGGGAAGAAUUCCGAGCUGUUGCUAGACGCGGAAGUGUCUUAUACUUUUUGACCACAAGCAUGGCAAUGGUAAACUGUAUGUACCAAACUUCCCUGGAGCAGUUCUUAGAAAGAUUUGAUAUAUCGAUGCACCGUUCAGAAAAAACUCCGAUCACAUCUAGACGCAUUAACUUCAUCAUUGAAUACAUGACGUAUGAGAUUUACAAAUACAAAUCGCGAGGUUUAUACGAAGUGGAUAAGUACAUGUUUGUGCUCCUUCUGACACUUAAAGUAGAUAUGAAUCGCAAUUAUGUCACUCACGAAGAGUUUCAGUAUUUGAUUAAGGGAGGUGCUGCUUUAGAUCUAAAUGCUUGUCCUCCAAAGCCGGCGAAAUGGAUCACAGAUACAACCUGGCUUAAUCUCGUGGAACUCGCAAAAUUGUACCAAUUUCAAAACAUUUUGACCCAGGUGGAAAACAACGAGCGGUCUUGGAAGGCGUGGUUCGACAAGGAUGCGCCGGAAGAUUCUCCGAUUCCGGAUGGUUACCUUUCUUUGGAUCCCUUUAAAAAAUUGUUAAUGAUCCGCGCGUGGUGUUCCGAUCGUACUUUAACUCAAAGUCGCAAAUAUAUAGCCGCGUCGAUGGGACAGCGUUUUGCCGAACCGAUAAUACUAAAUAUGGAAGCUCUCCACUCGGAAAGCCGACCCUCGACCCCGCUCAUUUGUUUCUUAACAACCGGCGCAGAUCCAACUCCUUACAUUGAACAGUUGUCGAAGAGAAUGGAAAAUAUGACCAAAUGUAUGUCGAUGGGACAAGGUCAGGAGAUACACGCUAGGAAGCUUUUGGCACACGCCAUGAGUGAGGGCUACUGGGCGUUACUACAAAACUGCCACUUAGGAUUGGAGUAUAUGAUGGAAAUUUUACUCAUCUUCCUUGAACUGGAAAAAAAGGGGGGCGCCGGAGCUCACCCCGAUUUUAGACUGUGGCUCACCACUGAGGUGCAUCCGAAAUUCCCGAUCAGCUUGCUGCAAAUUUGCAUUAAAUUCACAAAUGAACCGCCGUCUGGCAUUCGUGCUGGUCUCAUGCGCACGUAUGGAUCCAUGAACCAAGACAUGCUGGACAAAAACGACCAAUGGCAGUAUCUUCCCCUCAUUUACGCAAUCUCCUUUCUGCACACCGUUGUGCAGGAACGUCGCAAGUUUGGACCGUUAGGAUGGAAUAUACCUUACGAGUUUAACUCCGCCGAUUGGCUCGCCAGUUGCAUGUUUUGUCAAAAUCAUCUCGACGAUGUCGAUCCCUUAAAGGGCCCCAGCUGGAGCACCAUUAGGUAUAUGAUUGGAGAGGUGCAAUAUGGAGGUAGAGUGACCGACGACUAUGACAAGAUUCUACUGAACACUUUUGCUCAAGUGUGGUUUACCGAUGGGAUGUUCAAUGAAGACUUCUGUUUUUACAGAGGAUAUAAAAUUUUUAGGUUCAAGCAACUUGCCGACUACUUCAAAGCGUUUGAGGAUAUGCGUCCGACCGAUCCUCCGCAAGCUUACGGAUUGCAUCCCAAUGCCGAUAUAACGUACCAAACCAAUGUAACUACGACCAUGCUUCAGACGAUUUUGUCGAUUCAACCAAAAUCGUCUGGAGGAGGCGGGGAAUCGCGAGAGUCUUCGGUGGCAAGACAAGCAACGGAAAUGCUCGCAAAGGUGCCAUCCGAUUACGAUCCUUACGAAGUUAAAGAGCGGUUACGGAUUAUGGGGAUCUUAAAACCAUUAAAUAUCUUCCUACGCCAGGAGAUUGACAGAAUGCAACGGGUCAUUAAACUUGUACGAAUUACUUUGAGAGACCUACUGUUAGCGAUCGAGGGUACCAUCAUAAUGAAUGAGUCCCUUAGAGAUGCUCUAGACAUGAUUUACGACGCAAUGGUACCGAUGGUUUGGCGCAGAGGUUCUUGGUUAUCCAGUUCGAUUGGAUUUUGGUUCACUGAACUUCUGGAAAGGAAUGCCCAAUUCAGAAGCUGGUGUUUCGUAACGAAACCUCCAGUGUUUUGGAUGACGGGCUUCUUUAAUCCCCAAGGUUUCUUAACGGCAAUGACUCAGGAGGUAACCAGAGCGCACAAGGGUUGGGCUUUAGAUCAGGUGGUCUUGCACAACACAGUCACUAAGUCCUCUUGUGAGGAAGUGAAAUCCGGCCCUGCGGAGGGAGUCUACAUUCACGGUCUCUACAUGGACGGAGCCGGAUGGGAUAGAAAAAAUUGUCGUUUGGGGGAAUCUAUCAAUAAGGUCUUAUACACGCUAAUGCCCGUUAUACAUGUCUUUGCCAUUUUCUCAACUUCACCUAAGGAUCCAGCUUUAUACAAGUGUCCCGUUUACAAGAAACCAAGACGAACAGAUUUGAACUUUAUAACUCCGUUAUGGUUGGUAACGCUGAAACCUCCCCAGCAUUGGACGUUAAGGGGCGUUGCACUUCUGUGUGAUAUUAAAUAAGUGUUUUGUGUUAGUUAUAGGUGUUUUUGUAGCAGUAUACAAUUAGCUCGAUUCUAAUAGUAUCUACUUAGCGUUUUA
Molecule: messenger RNA, 3576 nt
Organism: Photinus pyralis (common eastern firefly)
Lineage: Eukaryota; Metazoa; Arthropoda; Insecta; Coleoptera; Lampyridae
Product: dynein heavy chain 8, axonemal-like
Exons: 9
Coding region: 1-3498 (1165 amino acids)
Biological process (GO): microtubule-based movement
Cellular component (GO): dynein complex
Molecular function (GO): dynein light intermediate chain binding; minus-end-directed microtubule motor activity; dynein intermediate chain binding
Source: RefSeq, a predicted model, not a curated record